Paramecium sonneborni is the source of this 772-nucleotide messenger RNA. The record is from the annotation of a GenBank genome assembly. NCBI's taxonomy places the organism in Eukaryota, Ciliophora, Oligohymenophorea, Peniculida, Parameciidae.
AUAAAAGUUAUGAUUUCAAGAGAAGAGUUGAUUUAUAUGAGUAAAGUAUGUGAAUAAGCGGAGAGAUAUGAGGAUAUGAUUACCUAUAUAAGACAAAUCGCUUUGAUGGAAUAAGAAUUAUCGGCAGAGGAAAGAAAUCUGUUUAUUUUUCCCUAUUAUUAUUGUGUUGGUUGUCGAAAAACAUAAAUGAGAUAGCUUCUGCAUAUAGAAAAAAGAGAAUAAUAGAAAGUAGUUUAUAUUUGAUGAUUAAGAUGAUGACUAACACAUAAUUAUUGGUUAUAAAAAAACUUAAAAGUAAAAUAGUUACAGAAUUAAAUGACUUUUGUAAUGACUUUUUAAGUAUAGUUGAUAAUCAGCUGUCUAGAUAAGAUAUAUCAAAUGAAACAUAUUGUGUAUUUAGCAGAUUCAAAUAUUUAUACAUGUAACAUAAAAUAGAUUACUUGGAAGAUGAAGAGGAAAAAACUAUGGCAAUAAAACUAACAAAGUUAUAAUAUGAAUAAACUUAUGAAAAAGUAAGAAAACUACUAAAAGCAAGAAACUUAUUAAGGCUCUAAAUAGGUUUAGAUUUCAGUAAUUUUGUGUAUGAGGUUUUAAAUGAUAAUAAAAAGAGUUGUGAAAUAAGCAAUGAAGUAAAUAUUAAAAUAUUAUGGAGAUAUUAAUGGAGGCUAGGAAUGAUGUGAAUAUAGAGGAAGAUUUAGGAGAGAAGAAAUAGAUUGAAUCAGUUAUAAGUCUGAUUGAAGAGAAUCAAAAUUUGAUAAAUUAAUAAUUAUGA